This is a messenger RNA of Rhinichthys klamathensis goyatoka, 11559 nucleotides long. RefSeq names its product chromodomain helicase DNA binding protein 9 (gene chd9). Bases 457 to 9330 code for a protein of 2957 amino acids. NCBI's taxonomy places the organism in Eukaryota, Metazoa, Chordata, Actinopteri, Cypriniformes, Leuciscidae. The transcript has 39 exons. Gene Ontology annotation, molecular function: ATP binding; ATP-dependent chromatin remodeler activity; protein binding. The record is from RefSeq and is a predicted model, not a curated record.
GCACCUGAACUUAGGUAGACUGUCACGAUAUGAGCUCCACGUGAAAAGCACGACACGGACAGGCAGCAAACGGUGGUUCUGAACUAACAGCGACCGAGCACACUCCAGAAAGUAGACCAAUUGCUGUCUCCCGACGAACGUAACAGGAAAAAGAACAGUUUGUAUAUCAAGGAUUAUCAUGUUCCUUCGCUGUCUUGACAAACUUGAAGAGGACACACGUUUAAAAUUGGAAAUGCUCCGUUGACAAGGCUGAAACGCGCGUUCCAGGUGAUGUUCUGGAUGGUACACUGAUUUCAUCUAUAAUGGAGUGUAGAUUCAUACAGACUGUUGCCCCUCUUGGUGAUGGACACACAGUGGUUCAACAAACUCUGACAGUCUUUAGCUCCCUGUUGCAUUCAGCAGUCCUGUCGUAGGGGCCGCUGAGGGGGCAGACACUUCAUGCACUGAACUCAUACAAUGACUGACCCCAUCAUGGACUUCUUUGAUGACCCUAACAUAUUUGGGGGAGGGCUUGACAGCCUAGUCCAGGAUGAUCCAGGGUUUACCCCUGGGUCAGUGUCCUUGGAUGAUGAACUUCACCUCGGUCCUAGUUUGGAUAAUAUUCAGGUGGAUGCAGGAUCCAGAUCUUCUACCAUCCAACACGGGAUACCCUACAGUCAACCUGUGGGGCAUUUUGACACUGUGAAGGCACAGACCUCAAUGGAACAGUCCUUUCCUGGUCCAGAAGUAGGUAGCAAUGAUGGAAGAGCAUUUUUGCCACAGCAGCAACCAUUUCAAGGGCAUACUAUGAACCAAGUGCCCCAGACCAAUGGACUGUUUCUUCACAACAGCCCCAUGUGGGGAAACCAUGAUCAAAAAGGGAAUAACUACCAUCAGCAUCAUCAACACCACCAACAACUUCAUCAACAACUUCAACAUAAACAAUUUCAACAGCAACAACAGUUUCAGCAGCAUCAAGCUCAACAUCAGCAGUACAGUCAUCAACAUAUUCAGCAGAGACAGCACAGUCUCAAUCAACACCCAAUCUCAAACCAGCUGCAGCUUCCACACCAACAAAUAGCCCAUCAGGGCUUGCACGAAAUUGCCAAGAGCUAUCAGGAACAUCUCAAUUUUUACUAUGAGGGCAAUGUCCCCCAAAAUCAUUCCCAGCAGCGCCACCAUAACUCGCUCAGUGUAAAGGGUAGUCCCUUUCGUCCUACAGUUGCCCCGAGUGGACAUUCACAGUCCAAACAGUAUCUUGAGGCCUCAAUGAGGCCUGUGUCUUCUCAACACAGUGGCUUUCAGGUGGCACAAGGGGUCCAAGGUUUUACUACAGGUCCAAGGUUGGAAGACAAUGACCUGGCCUUCCCUGUCCAGUCUUCCCCUGCAAACCAUUCUUUCCCAACUGACUCGGUUAGCCAUGCUUCAUCCUAUCCCACAGCUCGUUACGUUCCCCCUGUAGUAAAUGAAACCCAGUCUUACUCCUCUGCCCCGGUAUCUAUUUCAACCUCUUCUAUGGUCAUCUCAUCAUCAGCUUCAAACCUGUUGGAUACUGGUUGUCCUUUCUUGUCUAAUUCCGGAAUGGAACAUCAGCAGCAACAAGUCCGAAUACCGGGCAGUCCAGCACAACAGUGCCCCUUACGUAGCUCCAAAUCAGACCAGAAUCCCUUCAGCUCCUCUGAGGUAUUCUCAGAUGGCCUGAACUCAUUCUCUGCAAACCAUCCAUUCUCUACGGCAGAGCGAAGGACCUGUGGUGUGCCUGGAUCUUUGGUUGCAAACCAGAGCGUAAGCAGCAUUAAUGGGCUUCAGGCUCUGGAGGAGGUCUUGCUUGGAGAGCAACCUGAUCAAAGACUUGACGAGCUGGGUGAAGGUUCUGACCUUAUGGGCGAUGAGCUGUUGCCCCAGCUGGAGGCACUAGACCAGGAAGAGAACUCCAAUCACUCUUGGAUAAAUGUAGGACUAGGGAAUGACCGAGAAGAGGAAGUGAAGGAGCAGGAAGGCAUGGAGGAUGUGCCAAUGGCAUACAAUGUACAGCCUCCUAAGAACACUAAUGGUCCCAGCAGCCAGCCACGGGUACUCAGCCCUCCAGUGAAAAACAGUUCCUCUUCUUCCUCUUCGUCAUCCUCGUACGUAUCCGUGUCUGAGAAGAGGGUGCUGAAGCGACAUCAGCAGCAGCAGCAGCAGCAGCAGCAGCAGCAGAUGGAGUCAUCUCUUUCGGACGAUAAACAACAGAAGGCCAAUCGAAUAAUCUCGGAGGCCAUCGCCAAAGCACGAGAGAGGGGAGAGAAAAAUAUUCCGCGCGUCAUGAGUCCCGAAUGCUUUCCGUCUUCAUCGUCACAGCACCGCAGUCAUAGGGCAGGUUCCUCCAAGUCCAGAGGCAAGAAUAAGAGUUCCAAGAAGGCCCGGAUUGUGGCGUCAUCCAAGCCCAAGCAAAAGGCUAAAAUUGGGAAAAUCGUUAUAAAGUUCGGAAAGAAGAAGCGAAAGAAGACAGAUUCCUCAGAUGAGCUGUCUGAUGAUGACAGACCAACUCGACGAUCCUCUAAAGAUGACGAUUCGAAGCGCCGUUCGAACCGGAAGAUCAAGAGGAAGAAGUAUGAAGAUGAUUGUGAGGCUCGACUGUCUGAUGAAGAAAUGAAGGUCAUCGUCAAAGCCAAGAAGAGCAAUCCCAACGCUCACAAACAGCCUGCAGUGCAACUGUUUGUGGAGAACCCAACUGAGGAAGAUGCUGCUGUGGUUGAUAAAAUCAUGGCAUCUCGUGUGGUGAAAAAAGAGGUUUCUCCUGGAGUGAUGGUAGAAAUUGAAGAGUAUUAUGUCAAAUACAAAAACUAUUCGUAUCUUCACUGUGAGUGGGCGACGGAGCAGCAGUUAGAGAAAGACAAGAGGAUCCAGCAGAAAAUCAAGCGCUUCAAGAUCAAACAGGCGCAGAAAGCACACUUCUUUGCUGAUAUUGAGGAGGACCCAUUCAAUCCUGACUAUGUAGAAGUGGACCGAGUUCUCGAGGUCUCAUACUGUGAGGACAAGGACACCGGAGAGCCGGUGGUGUAUUACUUGGUGAAAUGGUGCUCAUUGCCAUACGAGGACAGCACAUGGGAGCUGAAUGAAGACGUGGACCAGAGUAAGAUUGAAGAGUUCAAAAAGCUGCAGGCAGCAAAACCACACACCAACAGAGUGGAGCGUCCUCCAGCGAGUCACUGGAAGAAGCGGGAGCAAUCGCGAGAGUAUUGUAAUGGAAACUGUCUCAGGGAUUAUCAGCUAGAGGGGGUUAACUGGCUUCUCUUCAACUGGUACAACAGGCGUAACUGUAUUCUGGCGGAUGAGAUGGGUCUGGGAAAGACCAUCCAGUCUAUCACGUUUCUGGAAGAGAUCUAUCGCACAGGGAUAAAGACGCCGUUCCUCAUCAUCGCCCCUCUCUCUACCAUCACUAACUGGGAGAGAGAGUUCAGAACCUGGACGCACCUCAAUGUCAUAGUGUACCAUGGCAGUGUGGUCAGUAGACAGAUGCUGCAGCAGUAUGAGAUGUAUUUCAGAGACGCGCAGGGUCGUGUGAUAAGAGGUGCAUACCGGUUUCAGGCAGUCAUUACAACAUUUGAGAUGAUUUUGGGAGGCUGUCCAGAGCUUAAUGCAAUAGACUGGCGCUGUGUCAUCAUUGAUGAAGCCCAUCGGCUCAAAAAUAAGAACUGCAAGCUACUGGAGGGCUUCAAACUUAUGAGUCUGGAGCAUAAGGUGUUGUUGACGGGCACUCCCCUACAAAACACGGUAGAAGAACUCUUUAGUCUGCUGCACUUCCUGGAGCCGACCCGCUUCCCUUCUGAAAACCCUUUCAUGCAGGAAUUUGGAGACCUCAAGACUGAGGAGCAGGUCCAGAAACUCCAGGCCAUCCUGAAACCGAUGAUGCUGCGUCGUCUUAAGGAAGACGUGGAGAAGAAGUUAGCCCCUAAAGAGGAGACCAUCAUCGAAGUGGAGCUCACCAACAUCCAGAAGAAAUACUACCGCGCCAUACUAGAGAAGAACUUCUCGUUCCUUGCUAAAGGAGCUGGCCAAGCCAAUGUCCCAAACCUGCUCAACACCAUGAUGGAACUGCGGAAAUGCUGCAACCAUCCCUACCUCAUCAAAGGGGCUGAGGAGAAGAUCUUGGAGGACUUCAAGGUGUACAGCCCCACAGCAGUAGAUUUCCACCUGCAGGCUAUGAUUCAGUCGGCAGGUAAACUCGUUCUCAUUGACAAGCUGCUCCCCAAGAUGAAGGCCGGUGGACACAAAGUACUCAUCUUCUCUCAGAUGGUGCGCUGCCUGGACAUCCUGGAAGACUACCUCAUCCAGAGAAGAUACCUCUAUGAGCGGAUAGACGGCCGUGUACGUGGGAACCUCCGUCAAGCAGCAAUUGACCGCUUCAGUAAACCGGACUCCGAUCGAUUCGUCUUCCUGCUGUGUACACGGGCAGGUGGGCUCGGUAUUAACCUCACAGCUGCUGACACCUGUAUCAUCUUUGACUCUGACUGGAACCCACAGAACGACCUGCAGGCUCAGGCUCGCUGCCACCGGAUUGGUCAGAAUAAAGCUGUUAAAGUAUAUCGACUAAUCACACGCAACUCGUAUGAGCGCGAAAUGUUCGAUAGAGCCAGUCUGAAGCUGGGAUUGGAUAAAGCGGUGCUUCAGAGCAUGAGUGGACGGGACAACAGUCUAGGAGGAGGAGGGCAGAUGCAGCAGCAGCUCUCUAAGAAGGAAAUUGAGGACCUUCUACGGCGUGGUGCUUACGGUGCCAUCAUGGAUGAGGAAGAUGAGGGGGCUAAAUUUUGUGAAGAGGAUAUUGACCAAAUCCUGCAACGCAGAACCAAGACCAUAACUAUUGAAUCUGAGGGCCGGGGCUCCACCUUUGCCAAGGCCAGUUUUGUAGCUUCAGGGAACAGAACAGACAUCUCUCUGGAUGACCCCAACUUCUGGGACAAGUGGGCAAAGAAAGCAGAGAUUGACAUGGAUACUGUCAAUGGCAGAAACAGUCUGGUGAUCGACACCCCUCGGGUCAGGAAACAGACCCGACCGUUCAGCGCCACUAAGGACGAGCUGGCCGAGCUCUCUGAAGGGGAGAGCAGCGGAGACGACAAACCCAAACUCCGCCGGCCACAUGACCGUCUCAACAGCUAUGGCCGCACGGAAUGCUUCAGGGUGGAGAAAAAUCUGUUGGUUUAUGGGUGGGGCCGCUGGAAGGACAUCCUGACUCACGGCCGCUUUAAGCGACAGCUGAGUGAGCGUGACGUAGAGUGUAUAUGCAGGGCGCUCCUGGCGUACUGCCUCGUUCAUUACCGUGGAGACGACAAAAUCAAGAGCUUCAUGUGGGAUCUGAUCGCUCCCACAGAGGACGGCAGGACCAAGGAACUUCAGAACCAUUUGGGUUUAUCGACUCCAGUACCGCGAGGCAGAAAAGGAAAGAAGAUGAAGAUUCAGUCCAGCUCAUUUGACAUCCAGAAGGCAGAGUGGAUCCGAAAACACAACCCAGAACACAUGUUGUCUGAUGAUGGGUACAAGAAACACCUGAAACACCACUGCAACAAGGUGCUGUUGAGGGUCAGAAUGCUGUACUAUCUGAAACAAGAGGUGAUUGGAGCACAGUGCCAAAAAGUGCUGGACGGGAUAGAUGCCAGUGUGAUCGAGAUCUGGGUUCCUGAGCCGGAUCAUUCAGAGAUGCCUGCUCUGUGGUGGGACAUGCUCUCGGACAAAUGUCUGCUAUUAGGAGUGUAUAAGCACGGUUAUGAGAAGUACAACACUAUUCGUGCAGAUCCAGCACUGUGUUUCUUGGAAAGGGUUGGGCGGCCAGACGAGAAGGCCAUCGCUGCUGAACAGAGAGGAAAUGACUUUAUAGAUGGGGAUGUGGACGACCCUGAGUAUAAGCCUGCUCCAGCUUUGCUGAAGGACGAUAUGGAGGACGAUGCUUCCUCCCCGGGAGACCUGGUCAUCACUGAUGCAGGCGGAGAAGGAGGGUCUGUAUUAGAUGGUGGAGGUGGGUCUCUGGGUGCUGGCUCAGGGGUGUACUGGCCCUCGCCCUCUACGCUGACAGCCCGACUGCGGCGUCUGAUCACCGCAUCUCAGCGAUUCACCAAGAGCAGACAGAUACUUCAAAUCCACCAGACACAGCAGGCUACGACCCCAGCCCUCUAUGCUCUGCCUCCCACCGUCAGCGACACACUCAAUCCCAAAAUUGCUGCUAAGAUUGAAAGACAACAACGGUGGACACGGAGGGAGGAGGCCGAUUUCUACCGUGUGGUUUCAACAUUUGGGGUAGUUUUUGAUCCGGAUUUGGGCCGUUUUGACUGGACCAAGUUCAGAGCCAUGGCUCGACUGCACAAGAAAACUGACGAGAGUCUUCACAAGUACCUGUGUGCCUUUAUUGCCAUGUGCAGGAGGGUCUGCCGCCUACCAGCUAUAGAGGGAGAUAUGGUGGACUCCUCUCUUGCUAUUCAACCAAUCACAGAGGAGCGUGCGUCCCGUACCCUAUACCGCGUGGAGUUGCUGCGGAAGAUAAGAGAACAGGUGUUGCGUCACCCGCAGCUUUAUGAGCAUCUCGCACUGUGCCAGCCUGGACCGGAUCUUCCAGUGUGGUGGGAAACAGGAUCACACGAUCGAGAUCUUCUGCUUGGGGCGGCCAAGCACGGAGUCAGUCGAACAGACUACCACAUCCUCCGUGACCCGGAGCUCUGCUUUAUAGCGGCCCAGAGGAACUACAGCCAGAACAAGGGAACUGUAUCACAAGCCCAGAAUCAGACGCAUUCGCUGGGACAGUGUCACAUCCCGGCCCCCCUCCAACACAUUCAGCCUAAAGAGGCUUCUGCUUCACCACUCCUAAACCAAACUGAACUGAAGGAGGAGCUGAUGUCAGAGGGAGAAGAAGAGCGUGUAGAGCGAGAGCCCAAGAUGGAGAUACCCUCUAUCAGACCACCCACACCUUCAGGAGUGGACGAGAAAGAUAAUGUCAACAAAGCGGGAGAGAGCGAGAGUCGGAUGGUGGCGGCCAGAACAAAACCGCUCACGCCAAACUCAGUUACUCGAAAACAGAAGAAGCUGAGUAAGCGGAGCCGCAGAGAGGCCAGGAGGGGGUCGGGAUCAGACUCGGAGGGCUCCUCGUCCAGCUCUUCGUCAAGUUCUUCAUCGAGAUCUUCUUCCUCAUCCUCGUCUUCAUCGCGGUCAGGAUCCAGUUCCUCGUCCUCGUCUUCCUCCUGUUCUUCGGGCUCCUCGUCUUCAUCAUCAUCCUCAUCCUCAUCUUCAGAAGACAGUGACAGCGAAGAGGUACCAAAGAACGCGUCAGCAGUACCUGGUGUUAAAGGCUUUGACGAAGACAGCAUUGCCUCACUCAACACUACACAAGAUGACAUGCAGGACAGUCAUGUGACCAAUGGUAUCUCCAACCCUCCCCACCCUUUCCAGGGUGGAUAUAUGCUUGCUGCCUCCUACUGGCCAAAGGACCGUGUCAUGAUAAACCGGUUGGACAGUAUAUGUCAGGCAGUGUUGAAGGGGAAAUGGCCAGGGGUUCGUCGUGCUUAUGAAGGCAAUGCAGUGACUUCUUUCUACACCACCAAACUCCUGGACAACGCAACCACGCUCACAGAAGACCCCUCAGCCUCCCCUCAGGGUUCAAAGGUGAAGAAGCAUGUUGCAGACAGAGAAAAGGAGUUCUCAGUCAAAAUCAAUAACCAGGAGGGCAGCCUUAAACUGACCUUCCAGAAGCAAGGCCUGCCUCUGAAGCGCCCCCUGGAGGGUGAAGAGGGACCUCUCGCCCAACAGCAGUACUUAGCCCGGCUACAAGAGUUGCAGAACGCCUCUGAUACCAGCCUAGCGGACUACACCAAAACACUGAACAGCUAUCCACAAGUACCGCCAGAGCAAAUGCGACUGAAUGGAGUGAUUGAUGGACAGCCUGUAGUGAAGAGGAGGAGAGGACGGCGGAAGAAUGUGGAGGGGAUGGACCUGCUGUUCAUGAACAGAAACAGGCCUUCUGUGAUGCCAGAGCAGGUUCCUGCUGGUUGGAGUGGUGGCAUCGCAGGUACAUCCGCUCCCCCUGGGCUGAGCACACCUCAGGGGCCCAGUACCCACGAUACGGAGAGCCGCGUUCCCGUCAUCAGCCUCAAAGAUGGGACACGACUAGCUGGAGAGGAUGCUCCGAGACGGAAAGAUCUUGACCAGUGGCUGAAGGAGCACCCGGGCUUCGUGGCAGAUGUGGGAGCUUUUAUCCCUAGUGCAACCAAGCUGCAGUUUCAAGAUGGCAGACCAAAACAGAAGAGACAUCGCUGUAGAAACCCCAACAAAAUUGAUAUCAACAGCCUGACGGGAGAAGAGCGAGUACAGAUUAUCAACAGGCGAAAUGCUCGCAAGAUUGGUGGUGCAUUUGCUCCACCUCUGAAAGAUUUAAGCCGGUUCCUGCAAGAGAAUCCAGAGUAUGGGGUCCCACCAGAGUGGGCUGACGUUGUUAAACAGUCUGGUUACCUUCCUGAAAGUAUGUUCGACCGCAUCUUGACUGGCCCCAUCGUUCCCGAAGAGGUGAGCCGGCGAGGUCGACGCCCCAAAAACGCUCUGGCUAAAGCAGCCACCAUGUCCAGUGCCAGUGCCAACGCCGCCCUGGGGCUCAACCCACUCCUAUCCAACGGCCUCCUCACUGGGCUGGAUCUGCCUAGUCUUCAAGCUCUUCAGCACAACCUCCAGAGUCUCCAGUCUCUCCAACUCACCACUGGCCUAAUGGGACUGCCUCACGACCCCACCAACAUGGCCGCCAUGUUUCCAAUGAUGCUGUCCGGAAUGACUGGCCUGCCGAACCUCCUCGGGAUGAGCGGUCUCCUCGGAAAGCCCUCGCAGGAAGCAGCGGGUGGAGCUUUGACAGGUGACGAGGACGGAAAAAAGAGGAACGGCGGAGAGUCCGCCACGCACAAAGCGUCGGCUCAGACUUUGGUUCCGGAUAGCAAAGCGGAAAGGACAGAGGGUCAAAGCUCCAGAGCCACCACCUCGAUGGCCACCAACUCGAAUCAAACAAGUGCUUCUGUUUCAGGCCACUCACUGGCCCUCAACCCCCUUCUCCUCUCUAGUAUGCUCUACCCAGGGAUGCUUCUUACUCCAGGCCUUAACCUGCCUGUGGCCAACCAGCCGCAAGCUGCAAACACUCAGCCAACUCCGCUGCUGCAACCAGCUGCCUCUGAAGCCACGGUCCAGCGGCCCGGCCGCUCAGAGGACAGAGACAGCGAUGAGGGGGAGGAGCCCGACGAAAAGAAGGAUACCAGUGGUCCAGAAGGCUCAGCGAAGGCAGAGUCGUCCUCCUCCGAGUCCGACAGCUCCUCCUCGUCAUCCGAGGAUUCCGAUUCCAGCGACGAAGACUGAGUCUUUAUACAUGUAUAAAUAAAUAUUAUAUAUUUAUAUACAUCUCUUAGAAAUGUAUACAUAUACACACAUAUAGGAAUUAUCCUGCAUUUACUACAUCAUGUUUUUUGUUUCCAUGUAAAUAUAAUAACUAAAGUGUUGUGUAACGGAGGAAAAAAUGGAAAACGGAGAUUCUAGAGAAACUGAAAUGAGAUUUCAGUGUUUGUUUAGGUACAUUGUCGUUUCGAAGAGACGUUUUGCAUGUCGAAAAAAAAAAAACUUUGUGAAAUUGUAUUACACCAUGAUGUACAAUUGCAACGGACAAGAAGCAAAAACUAAAAGGCAUUAUUGUUAUAACUAUGUCGGGAUUUAAUUUUAUUAAAGAAAUGAGGAUGCUGUUGCUCAUUGCAGAGCUGUAUAAUUAAUAUAUUUUCUUUUGGGAGAAAAAACACAUCGACUGUUUGGGUUUCAUUUGUAAAUACUUGAGCAGGAUCCUGAACACAUAGACUUCACAGAGCAUACCUACAGAUCCACAGCAAUAACACACAGGCAGCUUAUGAAUGUCACUGAAGCUGUAGAGACCCUGCAUUUGUUCAUUCAUUCAUUCAUUCAUUCAUCACACACGUUCUUGUUCAUUCACUCCUAUUGCGAUUUGUGCAUCUGUUUACUGUCCUGGACUCUGCCUCCUGCUCAUGGUCUGUCCUUCCUUCCUUCCUUCCUACCUACUUUUAAAUUAUCUUCAUACAGCUAUUUUUACCCAAAGAUUUGAGUUUUGUACGUAACACGUGGGUGCAGGAAAUCCAUCUUGCCAACACGCAGUACGGUGACGUCUAUAGUUUAUCAUAUAUUCUUUUAGGGACACAUUCCUCCCUGCCUGAAACAUAUGCUUCCAACAGAUAUUACCGUUUUUAUUUCAGACCACUUUUCUUCACAUCCAUAUAUUCAUACAUUUCUUUUAGCGUUCAGACAGCACUGUGUGUGUGUGUGUGUGUGUACAUGUGUGGCGUUCUGUGCUUAUGAACACUUGCCUCAAUUUGCAUGAAAAUCUAUGUGUCCAAGGUCCUGUUGGCCUCACAUGCAAACCUUCUCGUGACAGACAGCAGUGCGUAUAUAUCCUCUUUUUUCCACAGACUGCUACAGUAUUGACACAUUAGUUCAUCACUUGCUAAAUCACCCAUGUUUGUAAUCCGUGUAAAAGUAUUGAGAGAAAUUCAAGUAUUUCCAGUAGUAUUUCAGUUACUUAGGCACAUCAAGUCCGCAGAUUUGAUGGGAGGGUUAAAUACGCUAUACAGUUCAAAAUUACAUGUUCCUUUAGUCUGAUCAAAUACGUCCGUCGUUUUUCAGAUCCACAUAGUCGCCUUGCUGCUGUUAGAUGUAAAUGACUGAUCUAGAAGUGUCCUUAUGCCAUACUUCAGUGUCUGUCCCUCAUAGAACGAUUCAUUGCAGUCGAGCACCUCGGCCAACACGAUGAACCUCAUUGGCGUUUUGAAUCAGGACGUGUAUGUGAUUUGUUUUCUGUAACAUGUGCUGAUGUACCCUUGUUCUAGACUGUUAGGCUCAUUUGAUUCACGCGAGUCUCUGCUGCGUCACGUUUGUUCAUAUUCAGGUUUGGCUACUGAAGUUUUCCAUUUGUGAUGCAAAUUUCUUCGGGAUGCACUGCACAAUGCAACUCUUUGCCUGUCUCACUAGUGAACACAGUAAUAGUAAUGGGUCUUUCCAAGCAUGUAUGAGUACAUUCAACAUGGUUUCACUCAGAUGCCCCAACUUUUAUCUCUCUCAGUGUGAUUUUUGCCUCAGUAGAUGUUCUGAAUGCCCUCUCCUCUCCACUGUGGCAUCAGAUCUUCCUCUUUCCAUUUAGUUUGUGCUGAGCCACGAACUUUGAAACUGUGUACAGGUAUUGCUGCUUUCCACUUCUUCCCAAACCCGCACAUGAAACCUAUAUAGUUCCUCUUAUUAUGACAUUGCAGCUUUAGCAUCUCAUUUAACUGAAUAAUGUUCUGAGAAGAAUUGCAGGUGUACUGAGAAUUGGACAUUUACCUUGGUUUUCUUUCUUUCUUUCUUUUUCAUGUGUAUACAUUAAUUCAGUAUUUUGGUUGUAUUUCAUGUGUUGCAUUAUGAACCGCUGGACUACUGACCAGAAUCAGGGCAAGACUUGCCGUUGUGGCACAAAGACAAUGACAUCCAACAUGCAACAGCAAAUGAAAUGGAAAUACACUACUGCAAAUAAAAGUUUGUUUUCAGUUAUGUGAA